This is a messenger RNA of Rotaria sp. Silwood2, 261 nucleotides long. Lineage: Eukaryota; Metazoa; Rotifera; Eurotatoria; Philodinida; Philodinidae. The record is from the annotation of a GenBank genome assembly.
AUGACGAUAGCCAGUUUUCAUCUAGCUUUCGCUAAUCCUUUAUCACAAUUAUUUGGUACAAUCGAUAAUGAAGCACCACCAUUUGAUAUUGUUAGUAAAGGUGCUAAAUAUGCAAUACGCCGUUAUCAUCUACAAUUAUGGGCACAAGUUGAUUGUAGUGUUGAUCCAUCAACUGAUUUUGGUGAUAAAUUAUCCACUGAAUUUCAACCACUUUUCAAUACAUUACAGGCAAAAACCAACGGGCACAAAAAAUUCCAAUGA